UUUUUUUGUCAAACCUUUUUGAAUUAAUUGAAAUUGAAAAUUAUUAAAAGUAAAAAAAAUGAAUUCCCCAAAACAGGAAGAAUCUGCGGCUACUGAUAAAUGCCUUGCGGACGUUUUGAUGAAAGGAGGCAGUGGAAUGCUUAUUGGUUCGGUAAUAACACUUUGUUUCUCACGGCCCCGAACAUACCCCAUCUGGUUGGGACUGGGAUUUGGUAUUGGACUUGCUUAUGAUUGCUGCCAGACUCGAUGGAAGGCUCUUAAUAGUGAUGUACGAUGAGGCACCGCAAUGGUCAUCAAUAUCGCGAUAGCUAUGCCCUGAAGACUCGUUUCGAUAUUCAUCGGUUGUUAUAUUUCCUUUUGUGUUGUUUCUUAAUGUUAGAGAGGAUAAUAAUAAUUAAGCAGUCCAAUUUAACAAGCCAAA
Molecule: messenger RNA, 421 nt
Organism: Drosophila willistoni
Lineage: Eukaryota; Metazoa; Arthropoda; Insecta; Diptera; Drosophilidae
Product: MICOS complex subunit Mic10
Exons: 1
Coding region: 59-277 (72 amino acids)
Cellular component (GO): mitochondrion; MICOS complex; mitochondrial inner membrane
Source: RefSeq, a predicted model, not a curated record